Messenger RNA from Cornus florida, 1334 nucleotides. RefSeq names its product squamosa promoter-binding-like protein 4. The transcript is spliced from 2 exons. Gene Ontology annotation, cellular component: nucleus. Gene Ontology annotation, molecular function: DNA binding. The record is from RefSeq and is a predicted model, not a curated record. The coding region runs from base 276 to 875 and encodes 199 amino acids. Lineage: Eukaryota; Viridiplantae; Streptophyta; Magnoliopsida; Cornales; Cornaceae.
UGCUUGAUUAGUACAAUUCUUACCAUUCAUUCGCUAUUUCACUCUCACAAACGCUGACUGAUUCAGAAAAUAUAUAGAGAGAGACAGUUGGAGGAGCGAGAGAGAGAGGUGGUUGUGGUCCUCACACCCUUCUUCUCUCCAUCCGACCUUUAUAUUUACAUUUAUCUGAGUAUGUCUUGAGGUUCAUUCAUUUCUACCUAGACACUACAAUUCUCUCCGUCUCUCUCACUCACUCACUCUCUCUCUCUCUUCCACCAUCUUAGGAACCCAUAAUAAUGGAACAUCACAGGCGGUACGAGGCAAGGCCAUAUUCAGACUUGAAGAACAAGGCGGUGGAUAAGAAGGUGGAGGAAGAUGGAGAUGAUGGUGUGGAGGAAGAAGAGGGUGGUGGUGAAUUGGGGUUCGAAAUUGAUGAAAAGAAGAAGAAAAUAGUUUUUGUUGGUGGGUCUGGAAGGAGAGGGUCUGCCGCCGGCGGCGGUGGUGGUGGUGGUGGUGGUGGAGGAGGGGCGGCACUGCCGCGGUGUCAGGUAGAGAAGUGCGCCUCCGAUCUGACCGAUGCGAAGCGUUACCACCGCCGGCAUAAGGUCUGCGAGGUUCACGCCAAAGCUCCGGCUGUCGUUGUCGGCGGCCUCCGGCAGCGGUUCUGUCAGCAAUGCAGCAGGUUCCAUGAGCUAGCUGAGUUCGAUGACGCAAAGAAAAGUUGUCGCAAGCGUUUGGCCGGACACAAUGAACGUCGCCGGAAAAACUUAUCUGAGUCCCAAGGGGAGGGAUCGAGCCGCAGAGGUCUGGAUCAAUGCUGGCAGACUGAUGAAAGAGGUAGAGCUCAGAUAACGCUCCCAGGAAAUCCCUCUAUUAAACAUUUCCACAUCCGUUGAAACCUCCAUGCUUACUCUCUUCUGUCAUUCCACGGCAUGCCAAUGCUCAUGCCCAUGCCCAUGCCCUGUUUAUAAUAUCCUAUUCCGUCUAUUUAUGUUAAAAACAAGUACAGAAUUCCCGUCACUGUAAGCACCAUCCCUGCUACAUGUUUAUCUCCUAAUUGUGAUAGCUUGUGUAGACUACUGUAUCCACAUUAGGCCUUCCAAGUUUCGUGUUCUUCGAUAUUGUUGUUCUAUGUCUAUGUUGUUGUCCGCCAGCCGGUGUUGAAUUAGCCCCAGCACGGAUUGAUAUGUGACUUUCAGGAGCUGCCCACAAUGGUAUAACCUUUGAGUUAUACUCCUCUUAGCUUCUUAUGAUUGGAUGAGUCUCAAGUUGCUCUUAGUUUUAUGGUUGCUGCAUUCGAAAACAGAGUUAUUGUGCAGCUGGAUUAAUAAAUAAAUUCUAUCAGUUUGCCACAA